GCGGUGGGUGAGGCCGGGGCUGUCAUGUGACGGCGCUGUGUGCUCGCAGUCAGUGUGACAGUGGUCUCUGAGGUGUGCGGGCCGGAGAUGGAGCGGUACCUGCGCGGUGUGCUGAUGUGCCUGCUCGGCUUAGGGCUCAUGACGGAAGCAUUUGAAGUGGAGAUAAAAGAUGGAUCCAAUGCCUGUAUAUACGCCAGCAUGAAUGUCAACUUCACAAUACAAUAUGAAACCAACAGUAACAAAUCUAGCAAUGCAACCUUGGUUGUACCUGAUAAAGUGACCACGGAUGGCAGCACUUGUGGUGGCAAAGAGGUAGCUCCUUUAUUGGUGGUUAACUUUGAGAGCAACCAUUCCCUGCGUUUGAACUUCACCAGUGAUGGUACUGUGUACCGUGUCGACAUGAUCGUCUUCACCUACAAUACUAAUGACAGCUUACACUUUCAGGAUGCCAAAACAAAAGGGCUCUUCAGUACUUUCAAGUCUGUGGAUAUAGCCAUACCAGUGAAUGCAACCUACGUAUGUCUAAAUGAAGCGGUAGUGGUAACAGAAAAUGUCGUGCAAGUCUACCAGAAUGUUUCCCUGCUAGCGUUCUCCCAGGAUAAGCCAUUUACAAAAGAGUUUCAUUGCAGCGCGGAUGACUCAACGACCCAAGCUCCAGUUACUCCUAAUGUAACUACACCUAACACGCCAUCAACCACCCCAACACCAACCACAAAACCUAUGGAUAAACCCACCAUCGGCAACUAUACGGUUUUAAAUGGGACAGAGACUUGUCUCCUGGCUUCCAUGGGUCUGCAGCUUAAUGCCACUCUGCUUGUUGAUGGAAAGACUGUCUGGACCCCACUUAAUAUUGAUCCUAAAAAUACCACUAGUUCUGGAAGCUGUGGCAACGACAGUGCUCUUCUGAGGCUCAACGACAGUGGCACUACUAUUGUGGAAUUUCUUUUCUUGGUUAAAAAUAAGAACUUUUAUCUUCAAGAGGUUAAUGUCACUCUCGUGAACACUUCAGGUAUGUCUGUAAGAACAAACAGCAACCUGAGCUUGUGGGAAGCGUCACUGGGAAGUUCAUACCUGUGUCACAAAGAACAAACCAUCACGGUGUCUGAUGACCUCUACGUUAAUACUUUUGAUGUCAGAGUUCAGCCCUUUGGUGUAAAGAAUGCGACAUACGCUACAGCUUCUGAAUGUUCCCUCGACGACGACAACAUUUUAAUUCCAAUCAUAGUUGGCGCCGCACUUGCAGGCUUAAUUGUCAUUAUAGUGAUUGCUUACUUAAUUGGUAGAAGAAAAACCUAUGCCGGAUACCAGACCCUAUAAUUGUCACCCCGCUGCCCUCUGAUUUGAACUUUUUGAAGUGGGUGCAAGUUAAUCUGCAACAUGCGUCUUUCCCACUAUUGACUGUUUCAGGCUACGGCCAUUGCGUGUCCUCAGCGGUCGUGGAGCUACAAGUUCUGUAAUGCAGCUUUGCCAUCAUGGCAUGCUAGGACUUGUAGAUACAUGACGGAUGCAGGCUGUCAGUGUCCUGCAACAAAGAAUAUUUCGUUGAAUGCUGCUAAAAUAGAAGGGAACACGUCACAGCCCCCGACCAUGUUGUUCAGUCUUGCAGUUGCUUUUGUUUCAUUCCAAAUUAGAUGUUUAUUAGGGAAAGGACACAUGUAACGGCAGCAGCGAUGCGGGUUAAAACUGCGUUGGCAUGCAGUUUUACUGCAGAUUGGCACCAUUGUCAAUGGUUGCUGGUAGACCUCAUAUCAGUGCGGUUUAUAGCUGCCACAUGUGACCUUACCCGAAUCGAGUCCUUGCUGUUACUUAGGAUUUGACAUCAGUAAUAAACCACUCAGCCGAGGUUCACUCCUGUAUUACAUCCAAAUACAGCAGGACCUCCCACUGUUCUGCUGCCUCUUCAAACAUAGCUGCCCAGGUAUAGCCCUGUGCUCCUAUCAAAUAUGAAGAAAACUGGUCCAUUUAGCAUAGUAUAAACAUGAAUCCAGGAAACAUUAGCCAUCAUGGGCCCUCGUGUCCAUGUCCAGGCUCAUAUGGGUCUCCUUUUAACAACACGGUCUAAUGGACAUUGGCUUUGGCACCAAAUCACGGCUUUCUCUGAGCAAAUUAGGAAAUGAAA
This is a messenger RNA of Bufo bufo (common toad), 2119 nucleotides long. RefSeq names its product lysosomal associated membrane protein 2 (gene LAMP2). The coding region runs from base 88 to 1317 and encodes 409 amino acids. NCBI's taxonomy places the organism in Eukaryota, Metazoa, Chordata, Amphibia, Anura, Bufonidae. The transcript has 9 exons. Gene Ontology annotation, cellular component: membrane. The record is from RefSeq and is a predicted model, not a curated record.